Blastomyces dermatitidis ER-3 is the source of this 2996-nucleotide messenger RNA. Its product is annotated as NADH dehydrogenase. Lineage: Eukaryota; Fungi; Ascomycota; Eurotiomycetes; Onygenales; Ajellomycetaceae. The transcript is spliced from 6 exons. Gene Ontology annotation, molecular function: NADH dehydrogenase activity; calcium ion binding. The coding region runs from base 135 to 2201 and encodes 688 amino acids. The record is from RefSeq and is a predicted model, not a curated record.
CCCCAAAGGAUAGAGAUACAUACAUUGCUACUCUGGAUAUCCAUCUGCUUUUUAUCCCCGUACACCACCCACCCAUAUUUCGAUGGAUUGUUCAUGUAUUAUAUGAAUACACCACCUAGCUGGUUUCUGCCCCCAUGCUCUCUCUCCAGGCACGAACGCGAUUACUGCGCCCGCUGACCCACGGUAGUUCCAAAGCAUGUUUACAACAUCGCAGAUUUCCGGCGCGACCACUGGGCACUACAACGUCUAUAUCUCAACGAUGCUUCCACACUCCGCGCCGGCCCUCCCUCCCUCCACUGUCAACGAAGGUUCAACUUAACUUCUGCCCUCAACCGCAAAGGUCAAUUCGCCUGGGCCGCACCCAACCUCCCUUGAAACAGAGAAGCACGACAGUGAGGAUUAUAUACAAUCUGUUCGCAUAUUGUGGCAUUUUUGUCGUUAUUGGGGGCGUUCUUCUUGUUGGGUUUUUCGUCUACGACGCUACUACCUACCGUCAUGAUUUGACCUUCCAGGAUGUGCCCGUAUCGGAAUUGGCGUUGAUUCCUCGUCGGGGUGGACCGAAGAACCUCCCAAUCGCCGACGUACUGAUUGAUGACCAUGAUUCAGAAUCCAUGAGGGAACAAUGGGAUAAGCCGAAACUAGUCAUACUAGGAACGGGUUGGGGAAGUGUGUCAUUGCUAAAGACUCUACGACCGGGUGAUUAUCAUGUCACGGUGGUGUCACCUGAAAGUUAUUUUCUUUUCACUCCUAUGCUGCCAUCUGCGACUGUUGGGACACUUGGCCUGAGGUCUUUGGUCGAACCGGUCAGAACCAUUGUGCAACGAGUUCGAGGCCAUUUUCUCCGCGCACAGGCAGUGGAUGUUGAUUUCUCAGAAAAACUUGUGGAAGUAUCGCAGCUAGACAGCAAUGGGCAGGAACGGCGUUUUUAUUUGCCUUAUGAUAAAUUGGUAAUUGGUGUUGGCUCGACGACAAAUCCACAUGGAGUAAAGGGCCUUGAACACUGCAAUUUCCUGAAAUCCAUUGAUGAUGCGAGGAAGAUCAAAAACAAGGUCCUAGACAAUUUAGAACUUGCCUGUCUCCCUACAACGAGUGAUGAGGAGCGGAGAAGGCUGCUCUCAUUCGUGAUCUGUGGCGGAGGGCCGACAGGAGUGGAAUUUGCCGCCGAGAUUUUUGAUAUGCUCAAUGAAGAUUUACUCCGUUCCUUUCCCCGGAUACUGAGGAACGAAAUCUCCGUGCAUCUUAUUCAAAGCCGUUCUCAUAUUCUCAAUACGUAUGAUCAAACUCUAUCUGAGUAUGCAGAGCGACGGUUUGCAAACGAUCAAGUCGAUGUCCUUACAAACUCUCGGGUCAAGGAAGUGAAAAAAGACAAGAUCCUCUUCACACAGAUGGAAGAUGGAAAGCCGAUCCUAAAAGAGAUUCCCAUGGGUUUCUGUUUGUGGUCAACAGGAGUUUCCCAAAACGCAUUCUGCAAACGACUCGCCCAGAAACUCGGUGCGCAGACUAACAAACUUACUCUUCUAACGGAUUCUCAUCUUCGUGUGAACGGAACUCCAAUGGGCGACGUAUAUGCCAUCGGAGACUGCUCUAGCGUCCAAAACAACGUGGCAGACCAUAUCGUAACCUUCCUUCGCACCAUUGCCUGGGAAAAGGGCAAAGAUCCAGAAAGGGUUCACCUCACCUUUGCAGAAUGGCGGAACGUAGCCCAGCGUGUGAAGAGGCGGUUCCCACAGGCAUCCGGCCAUUUACGCCGCCUGGAUAGGCUCUUCGAACAAUACGACACAGACCGCAGCGGUACCCUCGAUUUCGACGAGCUGCGAGAACUGCUCCUCCAAAUCGACUCCAAGCUGACAUCGUUACCUGCAACGGCGCAAAGAGCGAAUCAGCAGGGAAAGUAUCUGGGACUCAAGUUCAAUAAGAUUUCGCAGGCCAUGCCUGGCAUGAAGGCGAAUGAGGUAGACUAUGGCGACUUGGACGAAGCGGUCUACAAAGCGUUCCGGUACAAACAUCUUGGUAGUCUGGCAUAUAUUGGCAAUGCCGCUAUUUUCGACUUCAAUGGUAUGAGCUGGGGAGGUGGGUUGCUGGCGGUGUAUCUUUGGCGAAGUAUAUAUUUUGCGCAGAGCGUCAGUUUGCGAACUAGAAUUUUGCUGGCGAUGGAUUGGACGAAGAGAGCCAUGUUUGGAAGAGAUAUGACGAGCUUCUAACAAAAGCAUGAUAUAUACCCCGUUAGAGCGAAUAUUUUUCGUAUCUUUCCUCCAAGCGAAGAUAAAAAGACCCGGCCGUUAGAGGUCCAUUUCCAUAGACGCAAAACGAUACCCUGCCCAUUUACAUACCAAAUUAUUCACCAUCUCUUUCAGCUAGAUGGUUUCCAAGUUGGAGGCCGGGCAGAGGGCAACCCAUUUGCCGCAUCUUUACACAAAACAACUAUUUUCCUCUAAAUUUCAACGGCGGUCGACAGGACUCCGAUCACCGACGAAAUACUUCUUUUUGGGAAACACUCGUCUCCUUUUUCUUUUUCUUUUUCUUUUUCUUUUUCUUUUUUUUCAAAUACAUACUCAUCACCUCAGCUCACUCUUUCUUCGGCGGUUUCAUUUGUUUGCUUUCGGGAUGGUGUUUUUAUGGAUUCAGGCUUUUGUAUUGGAUGGGUGGCUCCUCCUUGCUCAAGGUGGUUAUUAUCACCUAGAUUUGAUAUACAAUUUCAAGAUUCCAAGGUUGCAAAGGACAAGUGCAGGUUAAUUGACCUUGUAUAAAUAUCGAUAUAGAAAACGGAGGGUUUCAUAUAGGCGGUCUAUAUAGGGUGGGUGGCUUUAGUGUAGGGAGUAAAUAUAGUUAAAGGAAGUUGUAACUUUACACUGAAUGGGACGCAUUCGCUGUUGCACAAAUAUGAAAAAUGGUGAAAUAGGAAGUGCACAUGUCUCAUUAAAAAGUCAAGUACGAAAGCAAAGAAAAAUAAAAGUGAAAACACAAUUGCUCCGCCAUCACCUUCCCAACAGGUUUCG